CAACGGUCGGAUUCAGUAAGCGAACGGCUCUUAACGGCCACGAACGUGUUUUUCGUUCUUCGGUUCCCGCGCAUGCAUAUAUACGACAAUAUAUAUGUACCAUCCGAGACUGACCCGCGAGAAACAACGCUGUCGUCGGGUAUACGCAGUCGGUGAUCGGCGACCACGGCGACGUGACAGCAUAAGUCAGAUCGUACAACAACAACAACAACCGCGACACAGAUCCGCUUUUCAAGUUUCAUCACUACAUCAUUAUCCGCCUACAUCGCAUCCAAAAAAAGUUGUUCUUCCAUCCCGCUCUACAAUAUCAUCCCCGUCAUUUCGGUUUCGGUCCUUCAUCUUCGUUCCCGCAACUGUGGCUUUAAUCAAUCAAACUGGAUUCCAACAAGCAGUACGUGUCGCGAUUACAUCGCGGCUACCGGAGGCUUAAGAAACUAUUCAAGCGUGUGGCGAACCAGGCGCUUACCGCUUCGCCACAGCCGGCAGUAACGGUGGAGGGGCCGGUGUCUAGAAUGUCUCCACCGACGAACGACGUGACCAAUGGUGUGGUGGCGCCUCCCAGCACCCUGGCGCCCCGGGUUCCACCGACGACGAACCCGACCCUCACCACCAUCAACCCACCAACGCACAAGCGUAACCCAAAGGACUUCAUCUUUGGCAAGGUGAUCGGUGAAGGAAGUUUCUCUACCGUUUAUCUUGCCAAAGAUAUCCAUACCAGCAAGGAGUACGCGAUCAAGGUAUGCGAGAAGCGUCACAUACUCAAGGAGAAGAAGUCAGAAUACGUGAAGCGCGAGAAGGAUGUGCUGAACAUGCUCGCGGACGCCAAGCACUCGUUCGUGCGUUUGUUCUGCACCUUCCAGGAUAGUGAGAGACUCUACUUCGUCCUGUCGUACGCUAAAAACGGCGAGCUCCUGCCGUACAUCAACAAGGUGGGCUCCUUCGACAUCGAGUGCACCAAGUUUUACUCGGCCGAGAUUCUACGCGGUCUCGAGUACCUGCACGGACUCGGUAUCAUUCACCGGGAUCUCAAGCCGGAGAACAUUCUGCUGGACGAGAAGAUGCACGUGCUAAUCACCGACUUCGGCAGCGCCAAGAUUCUCGACGAUCCAGAAACGGUGCUGACGACGACGACGACGACGACGACUGCCUCGGACGGAGACCCAGACGCCCAGCAGCAACAGCAAUACCGCAGGGAACGCAGGGGCUCCUUUGUCGGUACCGCUCAAUACGUGUCACCGGAGUUACUGACCGACAAAACGGCGAGCAGGGCGUCCGAUCUCUGGGCCCUGGGCUGUAUCGUCUACCAGAUGGUCGCCGGCCUGCCGCCCUUCCGCUCCAGGAGUGAGUACAUGAUAUUCCAAAAGAUCCUGAAACUCGAGUACGAAAUACCGGACGGUUUCUGCGAGCUGGCAAAGUCGCUCGUCAGUCAACUCCUGGUUCUGGAGCCGACACAGCGACUGGGCGCUCUGGACGAGCAUGGCGCCGGUUAUCCCAGCAUUCGGGCGCAUCCCUUCUUCGAGGGCGUCGAUUUCGAGACCCUCCACGAGCAGACACCACCACCCAUCUAUCCGUAUCUUCCCGGCACGUCGGAGCAUGAGGAAUUGAGAUCGCAGUACAGAGUGCCCGACAAUCUCGAACCCGGUUUGGACGACAAACAGCUCACUAGACUCCUAGGACUCGGUAUCGGCGAGGAUACGGAUGAUGACGAUGAUGUCACCACCAAUACUACCGGUGUGGAACAGAGCGCCGUCAGCAAACCCGUCAGCAAGACUAUCGCGGCCGCGGUGAAGCCAAUAAGAAGGCGGAUCAACAACAACAUCGACGGCGGCGCUAAAAUCGCCGAUCUGACGCCGGAGCAGAUCAGGAUGCGGCUGGAAAAACAGCGUGCCACGAAUCAGUGGGACACCUUCGUCGAAGGCAAUCUGAUAUUGAAGCAGGGCUUUAUCAACAAAAGAAAAGGUCUGUUCACCAGACGGAGAAUGCUCCUGCUCACUACCGGACCGCACCUAUACUAUAUCGAUCCCAUCAAUAUGGUGCUCAAGGGCGAAAUACCCUGGAGCCCUGAAUUGAGGGUUGAGCCGAAAAAUUUCAAGAUCUUCUUUGUUCAUACGCCAAACAGGACGUACUAUCUCGAAGAUCCCGAGGGAUUUGCAUUGGAAUGGUGCAGAGCUAUCGAAGAGAUGCGGGUCCAUUGUUACGGCCUGCAGGAGACGACCGCCGCUUAGAAAGGGACGCUCGGGAGAGAUUCGAAAGACAAAACAUAUAGUGAGCAAUGGUAAAGUUAGUGAGUGGCGAUCACUAAGAUCGGACCAUAUCCGAUGAGAAAAGACGACGAAUCGAUUGUUCGCGUAUAUAGCCCGUUGUAAAAAGUAGACUAAUAGACUUGUCGCGCGC
Molecule: messenger RNA, 2394 nt
Organism: Formica exsecta
Lineage: Eukaryota; Metazoa; Arthropoda; Insecta; Hymenoptera; Formicidae
Gene: Pdk1
Product: 3-phosphoinositide-dependent protein kinase 1
Exons: 4
Coding region: 513-2225 (570 amino acids)
Biological process (GO): intracellular signal transduction; peptidyl-serine phosphorylation
Molecular function (GO): ATP binding; protein serine/threonine kinase activity
Source: RefSeq, a predicted model, not a curated record